This is a messenger RNA of Penicillium coprophilum, 1482 nucleotides long. RefSeq names its product MFS transporter. Gene Ontology annotation, biological process: transmembrane transport. The record is from RefSeq and is a predicted model, not a curated record. Gene Ontology annotation, molecular function: transmembrane transporter activity. Bases 1 to 1482 code for a protein of 493 amino acids. The transcript has 4 exons. Lineage: Eukaryota; Fungi; Ascomycota; Eurotiomycetes; Eurotiales; Aspergillaceae.
AUGAAAUUCCCCAGCAAUGACGAGUCCGACAUCAACCUGAGCAAAGAUGAGGAGGCGGCUAAGCCGCUGUCGCCGAAACUCGGAGACGACGUCGUCGACUGGGACGGCCCAAAUGACCCCAAGAACCCCCUCAACUGGUCUGGCAGCAAAGGGUUUGGUCAUGUCGUGAUUGUGGCCGCUCUGUCGAUGGUCGUAAAUAUCGCCUCGACCAUGGUCGCUCCGGCUAUGGAAGGCGUCUCAAGGGACCUGGAGAUCUCUAAUAUGACCCUGGCAACCUUAGCUGUCAGUAUCUAUCUGCUGGGAUUUGCAUUGGGUCCACUUGUCAUCUCUUCGCUCUCCGAGAUGUACGGGCGCCUGAUUGUCUAUCACGUAUGCAAUUCCAUCUUCGUCAUCUUCGUUGUGGCCUGUGCCCUGAGUCGCACUUCCGUUCAAUUUAUGGUCUUCCGGUUCAUAACUGGCUGCGCAGGAGCGGCACCGAUGUCCCUCGGUGGCGGAACAAUUGCUGAUGUUAUCCCGAUUGAGAAGCGUGGUGCGGCGGCGGCCUUGUUUGGCCUGGGCCCCCUUCUGGGACCAGUUCUGGGACCGGUAGUUGGUGGCUUUGUUGCCGAAGGAAAGGAUUGGCGAUGGACCUUUUGGGUGGUCGCGAUCCUCGGAGGAGCAGCGGGUAUUGGGGCAUUCAUCUUCAUGCGAGAAACGCAUCCUAAUACCCUUUUGGAACGCAAGGCCGCAUACUUGCGACACACAACCGGGAAUCCGCACCUCCGAUCUAAACUCGAUCGUGGCCUCACAAAACAGCAGAUCAUUGUUGCAGCCCUCGUACGCCCCACCAAACUUUUGAUAUUCUCGCCGAUUGUUCUUGUUUUGUCUAUCUACGUCGCUCUUAUAUUCGGCCUUCUUUACCUCCUCUUUGCCACCUUUAGCAUGGUCUUCGAAGGCCAGUAUAAAUUUAGCACCGGUAUCUCCGGUUUGGCAUACCUGGGCCUAGGUCUUGGCGAAUUGGUGGGGUUACUAACCUUCGGUAUCUUGAGCGACCGGCUCAUGAAGGCGAAGAUGACAGCGGACAAUGUCCAGGAAUCUAAGCCCGAGUAUCGGCUAGUUCUGAUGAUGUGGUUCCCCCCAGUCAUUGGGCCUGGCUUACUCAUUUACGGUUGGUCGGCAUAUUAUCAGGUGCAUUGGAUGGUCCCGAUUUUUGGGACAUUCAUCGUUGGAUUUGGGGCCUUCUUCGUUAUCAUGCCCUCACAGCUAUACCUAGUGGAUCUAUUCGGGUCAGAAGCGGCAGCAUCUGCGCUAGGUGCCAACAUUCUCCUCCGCUCCAUGUUUGGGGCCUUCUUGCCACUUGCUGGAUCGCACAUGUAUUCGACACUCAAUUACGGAUGGGGUAAUACGCUGCUAGGGUUCCUGGCAUUGGCAUUUGCGCCUGUGCCAAUGCUGAUUUAUCGAUAUGGAGAAUGGCUCCGCAGUCGGACGACAGUCACGCUUUAA